Penicillium verrucosum is the source of this 1353-nucleotide messenger RNA. RefSeq lists its product as uncharacterized. Bases 1 to 1353 code for a protein of 450 amino acids. Lineage: Eukaryota; Fungi; Ascomycota; Eurotiomycetes; Eurotiales; Aspergillaceae. The transcript is spliced from 3 exons. The record is from RefSeq and is a predicted model, not a curated record.
AUGACCAGUGCACCGAAGCCUGUCCUGUCGCCGGAAGAUGAAGCCUACCUACGCGAAGUCACCGCCCAGUCGGAAUCUGUGCCCAUUGCAACACAGCAGAAUGAGCAGAUCCCAGCCGAAAGCCCUGCUGGGGCUUCUCUGCAACCUGCGAUCAGCGUACAAGCUGAAAACAUCCCUCUGCCUACCUCGCCGGGGGAGGAUUUAGCAAAGGAACUGGGUGAAGAGGGUAGGCAAGAGAGGAAGAACUCCCAGCCAACAUUGACAAGGUCGGAUACACCGAAGUCGGAGGUUUCAAAGCCUCAACAGAAGAAGAAACGGUGGAGUGCCAUGUUUUGGAAAAAAAACACAGAGAAGGAUAAAGAGGCCCUCGAUGCAAACAAAUCGCAAACCGAAGCUGCGACUCGUCCAACUACAUCGGAUACAUCAACAAACGGGAAAGACGCAGAUAAAGAUAAAGAUGCAGAGGAUAUGACAGAUAUUCUUGAGCGAUUGAACCUGGCUGCGGAUAACAACCGUGUAUUUUCGAUCAGUGAGGAGACACAGGAGCUUUUACGCAAGUUCAAACUCAUCUUCAAAGAUCUGAUCAACGGAGUGCCAACUGCCUAUCAUGACUUGGAGAUGCUGCUGACCAACGGGAAUCGCCAACUGCAAGAAACCUAUACGAAGUUGCCUGGUCCCAUGCAAAAGCUGAUCGAGAAACUUCCCGAGCGUUGGACCGAGACAUUGGCGCCAGAGAUGUUGGCCGUUGCUGCCGACCGCGCCGGCAAGAGCGGUGUCAACAUGGAGAAUGUUGGCAAGGCCGCUGCAGCUGCAGAGAAGAUGGGGGUCAAUAUUCCAAGCUUAAAGGAACUUGUGUCGAAGCCAGCUGCUCUGGUAGGAAUGCUGCGAUCCAUUAUGACAUUCCUGCGAGCUCGAUUCCCUGCUGUUAUGGGCAUGAAUGUGCUCUGGUCCUUGGCAUUGUUCAUCCUGCUCUUUGUCUUGUGGUACUGCCACAAACGCGGACGCGAAGUCCGUUUAGAGAAUGAGCGUCUGGUGACGGAAGAAGAGAUCGCCAAGCUCAACCAAGACACCUCCGAGGGUCUAAUUCGUCCUACUGAGACUUUGACAACGACCGCACCGCCGGGCGCUACGUCUGAUGAAAUACGCGAAGGCGUUCGAAAGGUAGAGGAGGCCCGCGCCGCUCCUGUCGAACCUGCUGGCCCCACCGAAGUGGAUAGCGAAAACCAACAAAGUACUCCACAAAGUACUCGGCCGGCGGCAGUUCCCACCCGGUCGAAAUCACGUUUGUCGAUGUUUGGUCGAGCCAAGACAGAGCCCAUGCCUAAUGAUGUUGCGCCUUAUCCCGGCACUUGA